Messenger RNA from Cajanus cajan (pigeon pea), 2144 nucleotides. It is a transcript of the gene SUB1, whose product is annotated as calcium ion binding protein. The record is from RefSeq and is a predicted model, not a curated record. NCBI's taxonomy places the organism in Eukaryota, Viridiplantae, Streptophyta, Magnoliopsida, Fabales, Fabaceae. Gene Ontology annotation, cellular component: Golgi apparatus.
ACAUGCGUGUGAGUGAAGGAAAAGCAGGAAAUGGAGUUUGAAAGCAGUGAAUGGAAGGAAGUGAAGCAAGUAAUAAUGAGAGGGUAUCAGAUUCAGAUCCACCGUCACCAUCACCACUUCACCACUAACCUCAUUCUGUAACCCCCACCGCACCACAUUCACUUCAGAUCCAAACACAAUGAAGGACUCAAACACUAGCAAUAGCAAUAGCAGUAACAAUAGCAGAACCGAACCCAUUGGCCAAAACAUCAUAAAACUCAUAAGCAACCUCUGCUUCUCUUUCUUCGUCUUCUCCGUCCUAAUCUUCACCGUCAUCGCCAUAACCUACCAACCCCCCGACCCAUGGCUCCAAUCCACCCCAGCCCUAACCAACCUCUUCACCCAAUCCCAAAACGCCACCUUUCGCAUCGACUCCUCCGUCCUCAAAACCGGCGAGGACCUCGCCCCCACGCCGCAGGACCCUCCCCUCCCUCCUCCGCCCCCCGCCGCCGUCGCCGUCACCGAAGCCGUCAUUGAAAAAAUCGAACAAAAACUCGCCAAUUCCACUGCCAAUUCCACCGCCGAUUCCACCGCGCCGCUUCCCUCUCCCCCUAGUUGCGAUGGAACCCUAAACUGCUCCGACCCUCGCAUGCUCAUUGCGGUUCAGAGAUUUAACCUCCGCGCGUUCAAGUCCAUCGCUUUCUUCGACUACCAGCCGCCGGUGAAGGGCCCCGCCGCCGGCGAGUGCGACAUCGCGUGGCGCUUCCGGAACAAGCGCGAGCGGUCGUGGCGCAAGUACCGUGACUUUCGCCGCUUCAAGAUCGGCAUCACCGACGAUUGCCGCUACAAGGUGGUCCACGCCGGCGGGUGGCACUCCGGCGUCAACGCGCGCCGCAACGUGACGCGGACCGGCGCCGGCAGGGGUAAGACGGCGCCUCCGCGGGUUUCGACCCGGGAUGAUGAGAUCAAUGACACGAUUCCCACUUUGGGAUCGGAGAGUAACUUUAGGAAUGGGAAGUAUUUGUAUUACUCGCGUGGUGGGGAUUAUUGCAAGGGGAUGAAUCAUUAUAUGUGGAGUUUCUUGUGUGGGUUGGGUGAAGCUAUGUUUUUGAAUAGAACUUUUGUUAUGGAUUUGAGUGUUUGUUUGGCUGCAACUUAUAACCCUAGUAAUAAGGACGAGGAAGGGAAGGAUUUUAGGUACUAUUUCGAUUUCGAGCAUUUGAAGGAGUCGGCUUCCAUUGUGGAGGAGGGUGAGUUCUUGAGAGACUGGAAGAAGUGGGAUAAGACUCAUUUGAAGAAGAAGAAGGUUCCUGUUAGGAAGGUUGUCACUCACAAGGUGACUCCUAUGCAGCUUAAGAAAGAUAAGAGUACGAUCAUUUGGAGGCAGUUUGAUGCCCCUGAGCCUGAGAAUUAUUGGUAUAGGGUUUGUGAAGGUGAGGCUGCUAAGUAUAUUCAGAGGCCUUGGCAUGCUUUGUGGAAAUCCAAGAGGUUGAUGAAUAUUGUUACUGAGAUCAGUGGAAGGUUGGACUGGGAUUUUGAUACUCUCCAUGUGGUUCGAGGAGAGAAAGCUCAGAACAAGGAGCUGUGGCCUCAUUUGGAUUAUGAUACAUCACCGGAUGUUCUUCUUGAGAAGCUUAAAGGGAUGGUUCAGCCUUGGAGGCAUUUGUAUAUUGCCACCAAUGAGCCUUAUUACAAUUACUUUGAUAAGUUGAGGUCAAAUUACAAGGUCCAUUUGCUUGAUGAUUAUAAGGAGUUGUGGGGAAAUAUGAGUGAGUGGUACAACGAGACGAGUUCUCUCAACAAUGGAAAGCCUGUUGAGUUUGACGGGUACAUGAGAGUGGCAGUGGAUACAGAGGUCUUUUACCGUGGAAAGACACGAGUGGAAACUUUCUAUAAUUUGACUAAAGAUUGCAAGGAUGGAGUUAAUACAUGUUGAUCAGGUUGGCACUCCUGAUUUUGAUGCUUAUUCACAAUACAUGGUACAAUCGGGCCUUGCUUUUCGACUCAGUUUCAGAUCCAUACCAUGGGGUGAAAUAUGAGAUUAUUGUUGUACUUGCUUGUUCUUUUAUUGGAUUGAUGAUUUAUGCUGAUUGUCAUGAUUUUGUAUACAUACUAUAGAAUCCCUUUCUUUCCUCUUUUCAAUUUACUCAAGUUGCUAUUCUUUA